AUCUUGUUGCCUGAACUUAAGUGACGCGGUGACGCUGGAUUUCUUUGUUAUUCAUUCAUGCUCUUCGUCUUUUUCUUGUUUUCAUUAAGUUUAUUUUGUAAAACAUUGCACGACUGUUUUGUACCUUUCUUGUUGACUAUUUCUGCUCGUUUCUGUUAUUUUUGGAUUAUUAUUCCCUUUUAUAGUCGACCGUCAGAGAGCAGUGAUCCAUCAGUCGACGUUAAGACUGCUAAGCUUUAAGGAUAAGAUUCUUAUAAAUAAACGAUUGCAUAAUAAGGCAAACUUUGGCGUUUUGUGCGCACCUUUUAGUUGUACGUUUUGCAGCGAGGCGUAAAUUAUUUAUAAAUAAUAUUCUAUUGCAGCAAGACAAUUUCCCGUCCGUGUUCAUGCCAGAUCUGCAGCGCUUUAGUUUUAAAUACCAUAGUAUGAAUCCUUUGUUGGGGGCCAAUACGCAUCUCCAACAACACCCACAGCAGAGCCAAGUUCCCGGACACCCGGACUCUCCCUCAGGUCUCCUUCCCGACGCCGCUUUCGGUGGAACGGAUCCUGCAUCUUUUCUUCUGGGAGAGCAGCUCGGCACGGGGCCUGAUCAGCCGGGCCCUGACUUCACCGCACCCUCACAGACCUCACCCUACCUCCACCAUAACCACAGCAGCCCCUUUCAGCACCGCGCAGUACCGCAUCCCCCUGCAGCGAUGGCCCUGAGAAACGACCUAGGAUCCAACAUCAGCGUCCUCAAAACCCUCAAUCUGAGGUUCAGGUGCUUUUUGGCCAAAGUGCACGAAUUAGAGCGUAGAAAUAAGAUUUUAGAGAAACAGCUGCAACAGGCACUGGACGCCAACAAGGGCUGUCAAGGUGGAUGCUGCGAAAACAAGGGGCAUACCCAGGAAGCAGGUGUGCAGACUGGAUUUAUCGGAACAAUACCACUCAGGCCUGGUUCCCUCCCUUUCCACAACACUAACAACUCAGCCAGGAGGCCUACAACACUGUUCACAGCACCACUUGCAACUUUUCCACCAGCAGCCACUGAAAAUUCAAGCUUAAUCCAAAAUUAUGCCACUUGUAAUCCAGCCAUCACUAUCAACCAGUCCUCCCCCUGUGUGGAUUCUCCAGGAUCUGGCACAAGUAAAACUAUCCAAAACAGCAGCACAGGUCAAAGCAACUCCACUAACCCUCCUCCACGGUUCCUCCCAGGGACCAUCUGGUCCUACAACCACACCCGCAAGUUUGGACCAGGUACAGAGCGUCUGACCAGCCCUGGUGUGUCCUGGGUGCACCCAGAUGGAGUUGGGGUCCAGAUCGACACCAUCACCCCUGAGAUAAGAGCCCUGUAUAAUGUCCUGGCUAAAGUGAAGCGGGAGAGAGAUGAGUAUAAACGCAGAUGGGAAGAAGAGUACACAAUGAGGAUGGAUCUGCAACAGAAGAUUGCAGACCUACAAGAGGACCUGCAGGAGAGUGAAGGCUGUCAAGAUGAGCUGGCUCUCAGAGUGCAGCAGCUCAAGGCAGAGCUGGUUCUCUUCAAAGGCCUUAUGAGCAAUAAUUUGUCUGAGUUGGACAGUAAAAUCCAAGAGAAAGCCAUGAAGGUGGACAUGGACAUCUGCAGGAGGAUCGAAAUCACCACUCGCCUGUGUGAUGUAGCCCAGCAGAGGAACUGUGAGGAUGUAAUCCAGAUGUUCCAGGUUCCUAACAACCAGUCAUCUCUGAACUGCCGGCGUAAGCAAACCCCUCUGUCUUUUAACGGGAGUGAGUGUGAUGAGCCGGUCAGCACUUCUGAAAGUGAUGGUGGCGUGGUUAAAGAAGAAGAGCACUUCGGCUCUUCGGCCAAUCAGAUCAAUGAAGAGAUGCAGAGAAUGCUAAACCAUCUGCGGGAGUGUGAGUUUGAGGAUGACUGUGACAGCCUGGCCUGGGAGGAGACUGAAGAGACGCUGCUUCUUUGGGAAGACUUCCCAGGAUGCACUCUGCCUUCAGAUCCCACUCACCCACCAGGAGAGGAAGACUGCCUGGAAAAGGUGAUUAACGACACUGAAUGUCUGUUCAAGUCCAGAGAGAAGGAAUACCAAGAGACAAUUGAUCAGAUUGAGCUGGAACUGGCCACAGCCAAGAGCGACAUGAACCGGCAUUUGCAUGAGUAUAUGGAGAUGUGCUCUAUGAAGAGAGGCCUGGAUGUUCAAAUGGAGACCUGCAGGAGGCUCAUCACACAGACUGGAGACAGUAACCCCGCUGCACCUGCAGCUGCAGAGGAAAAUGACCAGAGAGAAAAUGACAAGUCUUCAUCUUCUCCACCUUCUUCCUCGAGCACUGGAAGAUCUUGACACUUCCUCACCUGAUCCCUGCUGUAUCCAGCUACAGUACCACACCCAUGCAAUACACACCUGUAACUGCAGUAACAUCAUGUUUACAUAUUUAAUCACUGAAUCAUAGUGUUUAUUGUUUAGUUGUCCAUGCAGAACAGUCUGUGGGAGUUUGGAAGUUGAGAAAGCAAAUCUUGUGACAGAAUACAAGGUGAAAAUUCAGAAGAGUGAAGGUCCUCAACUGACUGUAAACAAACAGGCCACUGCUCAUCAUUGCAAUGCAGUGAGGCAACAACAAAAAAAGCAAGACUUAUUUAAGUGACACCCUCAGAUAUUUAAUGAUAAUAAUAUGAGAAUCUAAAGGUUAUCUAUGAUCUGCUGAAAUGUCACUAGAAUAACCGCAAUGUCCACUAUUCACACAUUUAUGUCAUUUCACUUGUAAACAAGCAGGAAUCAAGGAAACUGGACUUGAACUGAAUGAUACAGCAUUUUACUGCCUUGUGUUUGCUCCCAAGUUUGCUUUGUAUACAUAUGAUAAAAAGUUAAGUUAUGGGCAAAUCAUUAAUCAAUUAUGUGUCAGUCAGUUACUAAAUCAUGUGUGCUUUUCUAACAUCAUAAAAAUGAAAACAAUAACAAAAAAUAGAUAUCAAACUUUGCUUGUGUUUAUACUUUGCAGAGACCACCAACAUGCUUCCUGCUUCCUGCCAGUAUGGUUUGGUGUGAUACUAAAAACAGCAGUUUUUUACAAGCUGUGACUCUCUUCAUUUUCUCACUCGGACACUCUUAAAAUCCUUAAUAGCUGGCCAAAACAGCUAACGUUCUCUGUGCAAUAGCAAAGAAUUUCAUUACAAAAUUGAUGUAAUCCGCAUGGCUAUAUCAUCAUCAUUGUCAUGUUAGGUUUUGGAGGAGUUUGCUCACAGAAUAAAAUCCAUCUGUGCACCCAUAUCCAUUUCAUAGGGUACAUCUACACAAACUGAAGGAGGAAUUUAACAGAAAAAGUUGGGUUUGCAAGAUUUAACAUUUAAUCACAUUUCACAUCAUCAGAAUAAAAUAAUAAAAAAAAAGAAAUGCAAUAUACAAGCUGAAGCUGAGAAUGUUCAGAUUACACUUAAGUCUAUGAAAACAGGGGGUGGGGGUCUCCUUUAAUAAUAAAAAGUUGAUCUCUAGAAGAUGAAGUGCAAAAAUACAAGUAGCCUGAGCAGCAGGAGGGUGGUGACCAACUGCAGGCAUCUUUAACAUGCCUGUUAUCCACUUUAUCAGGUGCAAGCAGUUGAGACACUAAGUUAAACCCAAAGACUUUUCUGCCUUUGCAAAGCCAAUGAGAAUGUGAAGGGGCAAGCAAAUUUUAAACCUAGCCAUAAAAUCUCUGACCGGUUCAGUGACAAGACUCUGCACCCUCUUCAAGCUUGUCUGAGGUUACUGUUGAACGAUGUAGUCAUAUUGCAGCCGUCGUGCUUGAUGUAGAUUAUAGUGAGUAGGUUGUUUGAGCAGACCUGCCUGGUUAAACAGAAUCACUUAAAAGAAAAUGGAAGAACUUAAAAAAGGAUAAAAAUAAUAUGUUAGCUACUGUGUGCCAAAAUUAAAUGGUCAAAUUGUGACUAAACAGGAAAUUGCUGAAAAGACAAACUAUAGCAGCGGAAGGUAUUUCUCCAAGGUGCUUGAUGUAUAUAAAUAAACCUAUUUUUGAGCCUGUAAGCAGUUGCACAUAGAAAGGAAGCAAAACUUUUUGCAUCAUAUGAAACAAUCAGCGCUCUCUGUUGUAAAAGAAAAAAACUGUUGACGCUCUGGAAGUAGACCACAAUAUUUCAUCUUCUGUACCAUGUUGCAGGUGAAUAACACCUUAUUUUUACUUUGUUUUUAUUUAUUUUCAUGAGCAGAUUUAAUCACAACUCUAAUCACAUUUCAGGAACAAAUACACUGUCGGGGAAACAAUCCCCACAUCACUACUCUGUCAGACACUGUAUAUUACUGCCUGUAAUUUCUUCUGUGCAGCAGAACCGGACUCUCCAUUCAGGUUUUCAUUUUAGUAACAAGUACAGGAGGACAGACUUCCGCUUGUGCAUGUAAGGCUGUUGGAAUCCGCUGAGUGUUUAAUGCUGUGUGAAUACCGAAGGAAGAUGUCAGAAAUGUCAAUCAUUUCCUUUUACCUUGUUUUACUAUCACACACUGAGUGAGUCUAUGUAUGCAUGUGCCAGUGUGUGUGUUUUUAAAAAGACUUUUACUGUGGCCGACAUUAAGAAAAAUGGAAAAUAACUAUUUGAAGUGGUGUCUGUUAGUCAUUAGGUGGGCUGUCUUUUGAUUGAGGUCACAUCUAAAAUCACAAAUAGAAUACUAAUAGAGUUUUUUUCUCCAUUGGUACCCUGUCUUUAUAAGGGUAUGUGAUUGCCAAGUAAAGUCUAGUUUAAAAACAGCUCAAGUUCAGGAAGAUGAAACCGUGAAAUACCAAUGCUUUAGCAAAAUGGCUGUACGAUGGCUUUAACAUUAUAAGGAAAUAUAGCUUUGAAUAUAUUACAUGUGUUUAAAGACUGCAAAAGAAUACUGUCCAGUCACACACUUGAAACAAACUUAAAGAAGCUUUGAAAUAAGUCACAACCAUCUGAUUAACCUGUACAGUUUUUCAAUGGGGGAGGAAGACAAAUAAAUGCUUUUUUUUUUGUCUGUUCUCAUUUGUUUUUACAAAAGAGAAACUCUUACCGCACAGAAAUUAAUUACAGUUUGUGUCAUGCAACAAUUUGACAUUAAUUGUGAGUACAUAUCUGGAUCUACAAGUGUGUGACUUCGUGUCAAGUCAAAAUAAUUUUGGUUUAAAAGCUUCACUGCAGAUCUAUAGUAUGUAAUGUGUAAAGAGAGACUGAAUGAAUAAAAGAUGCAACUGAGCAACAA
Messenger RNA from Melanotaenia boesemani (Boeseman's rainbowfish), 5174 nucleotides. RefSeq names its product intermediate filament family orphan 1b (gene iffo1b). Bases 387 to 2312 code for a protein of 641 amino acids. Lineage: Eukaryota; Metazoa; Chordata; Actinopteri; Atheriniformes; Melanotaeniidae. The transcript has 9 exons. The record is from RefSeq and is a predicted model, not a curated record.